Molecule: messenger RNA, 1632 nt
Organism: Talaromyces rugulosus
Lineage: Eukaryota; Fungi; Ascomycota; Eurotiomycetes; Eurotiales; Trichocomaceae
Exons: 1
Coding region: 1-1632 (543 amino acids)
Source: RefSeq, a predicted model, not a curated record
AUGUUCGCCGCCUCGUUCGAUCAUUCGUUCAACGACUUAUUUAACCAAUAUGUCAAUCUGGACCCCUCUGCCGGUGGUGACGGUAACAAAGACGUCGCAUUUACAGGGGACCUAGACCAGCUCUUCCCGGUGGGCUCGCUGUCAAGUGACUGUGGCGAUCUCUCGCCGGGUGGUUCCCGACAAUUCCUACAAUCACCGUCACAGACUUGGCGCAAAGACGCAUGGUACCUACAGCAAGACUCCGUCACUACUACUGAUUCGCCGUCAAAUCGAGCUAAGACUUUUCCUGACUCGAGCCAACCCUCCGAGGCCUCUCAUCUUGGUGGUGUACGCCUUGAAGAAUCAUCCAACACCGACCCUCUGGGCCUACUUUCAGCUUCACCAUCCACUCCCCCCGCAACUCCUAGUCGCAAACUACACUUUAAAAGCGCUCCAAUAACCCCCAAGAUCAUUCGCAGACGCGAGACGAGUGACUCUCGCUCCGUGCUUCGCAAGAAAAGUUCUUCCCCUAGUCAGGUCCGCUCAGCGCAUGUACAGAAAACCAAGAUGGCAUAUCCUGAGACCUGGAAUCCUCGACCACAGCGCUUCAACAAUCACUUUCGAGUGCCCGAAGACCGUCUCCCCCUGUCUCCCCCUCCCUCUGACAUUCUCGUUCAGAAUGAACAUAUGCGCCGAGACAGCGGCGUCCAUGUCAACUCGAGUUCAGAGAACCUACUGACAACGGCAGCUGAAUUGGCCUCUCAGUACGGAGCAGACAUGUAUAGUACCAAGCAUCAGCAGCAGCAGCAGCAGCAGCAUGGUUAUUUAAACCACAACAACACGACACCCCCCUCAGCAGAUGACAUCUUUCAAUCUCCACCCUCUUCAGAACCACAACAAAUGCACGCGUGGCAUGCAGACGCCCUUGCGUCAGGUCUUCAAUUUACGCCUGACAUGAAUGGCAAUGACGGCCAAUGGUGGUCCUCGCCCAUGCCAGCGCGUGUCUCUCAGCCUCAAAACCAGCAUGCCUAUCUGGUUUCACCACUACAACACAAGGCCCCUGCUCACCAUGCUGUACCACAGCAGAAUCAGCAUGACCUUCUCCAGGGCGGUCUCAUGAUUGACUUUAACCAGUCAUUCGACCUCUCAUCUGGCUCUGACGCGUUUUCAUCCGCAUCAGUUAUGCAUUCCACAAGCGCCCCGCACAUUCCAUCCGCCUCUAGUUUCUCACACAACCCCUACAUGGCCGCUACACAACAACAUCUGGGACACCAAUCUCGCUCUCCAUCCAUGUCUCCCACCAAUGGAUCCUCUCCCAAGUCCCGCGUGGUGAUGAAGAACAAGCAUAACCGCACACAUAGCCGAAAGCUGUCUUCGAACUCUAUGUCAGCUCCCAAGCCGGCCACUAACAAAAUGGGCACAUCGCCCAAGCACACUAUUUCAAAAUCGGCACCCAAUGUGUCUUUUGUGAAUUUCACGGCACAUGACAGCAAGAAGAUCCUCACUGGUGUUGCACCGAGUGGCAGUUCCAAAACCAAGGCUCGCCGCGAACAAGAAGCUCGCGAUAGGCGCCGAAAGCUCAGCGAGGCUGCCUUGAUGGCCGUUCGGAAUGCUGGUGGCGAUGUGGAGGCCUUGGAGGCAGUAUUGUGUUGA